Hippocampus comes (tiger tail seahorse) is the source of this 2763-nucleotide messenger RNA. It is a transcript of the gene slc6a8, whose product is annotated as solute carrier family 6 member 8. Gene Ontology annotation, biological process: amino acid transport; sodium ion transmembrane transport; nitrogen compound transport. Lineage: Eukaryota; Metazoa; Chordata; Actinopteri; Syngnathiformes; Syngnathidae. Gene Ontology annotation, cellular component: plasma membrane. The record is from RefSeq and is a predicted model, not a curated record. Gene Ontology annotation, molecular function: gamma-aminobutyric acid:sodium:chloride symporter activity. The transcript is spliced from 13 exons. Bases 404 to 2377 code for a protein of 657 amino acids.
AAAGGCUCGCGCCGGCCGCGCGGCCGCUCACAGGAUCAGCGGCGGGAUAAGCCAACCCCCACCCUGCUUGCGCCUCGUUCGGUGAAGACGUGCGCGUUCCGGCGAAGGACCCCCCGCGCCCUCCCCCCCUCGCCCCCCUUCCCUCCCAUCAGUCUGCCCGCCGAUGAGAUUCUUCAAGCUGACGUUCAAGUGUUUUGUGGAUUGUUUCUGAAUCUCGACGUCGGAACACUUUGGACGUUUUGUUUGGGUUUGAUUCUUCUGGAACGUUGCCACUUUGAUUUGAUUGACGGCUGACACUCGAGAGGAGAAAGAGAGAGGGAGGGAGAGAACGAGAGAGAGAGAGAAAGAGAGGGGCAAAAAAAAAAAGCUUUUGGAUAUUUUUGACCGAGCGCCUUUUUAAUUGAUGGACAGGCAGACUGCGCCGCCCGUCUCCUCCACCUGCUCGCUGCUGCCCCCGGAGGAGGCCAGCAGGAGUCAGCUCGGGGGAGGGCCGAUGGCGGCGGCGGCUGCGGCGGCCAGCCCGAACGGACCCGGGACGGCCGGAGCCGGAGCCGGAGCCGAGGGCAAAAAAGGCGGCGUGGUCGUGGGGCCGCCGCCGGUGCGUCAGGAGCGCGAGACGUGGAGCAGACAGAUGGACUUCAUCAUGUCGUGCGUGGGCUUCGCGGUCGGCCUGGGGAACGUCUGGAGGUUCCCGUACCUGUGCUACAAGAACGGAGGAGGCGUCUUCCUCAUCCCGUACCUGCUGAUCGUCUUUGUGGGCGGGGUGCCCAUCUUCUUCCUGGAGAUCUCACUGGGUCAGUUCAUGAAGGCGGGAAGCAUCAACGUGUGGAACAUCGCACCGCUAUUCAAAGGUCUGGGCUAUGCGUCCAUGGUGAUCGUGUUCUUCUGCAACACGUACUACAUCAUGGUGCUGGCGUGGGCCUUCUACUACCUCAUCAAGUCGUUCAGCAGCCAGCUGCCGUGGUCCUCCUGCGGCAACCCCUGGAACACCAACAGCUGCGUGGACGCCUUCAGCCUCCACCAAUGCAACAACGCCAGCGACAACGCCACCAUCGCCGGCAGCAACCUCACCUGCGCCCACGUGGCCCAAGCCAGAUCGCCCAUCAUCGAAUUCUGGGAAAAUAAGGUUCUGAACAUCUCAUCGGGCUUGGACGAUCCGGGUCAAAUCAACUGGGAGUUACUGUUGUGUCUGAUGGCCGUGUGGCUGCUCAUCUACUUCUGUGUGUGGAAAGGCGUCAAAUCGACCGGAAAGAUCGUGUACUUUACGGCCACCUUCCCGUACGUGGUGCUGAUCAUCCUGCUGGUCCGCGGAGUCACGCUGCCCGGAGCGUACGACGGCAUCAUGUACUACAUCAAGCCCGACUGGUCCAAGCUGGAGGAGGCCCAGGUGUGGAUCGACGCCGGCACCCAGGUGUUCUUCUCCUACGCGAUUGGUCUGGGAGCGCUGACGGCUCUGGGCAGCUACAACCGCUUCAACAACGACUGCUACAAAGACGCCUUCGUGUUGGCGCUGAUCAACAGCGGGACCAGCUUUUUUGCCGGCUUCGUGGUCUUCUCCAUCCUGGGCUUCAUGGCGGCCGAGCAGAGCGUGGACAUUUCGCAGGUUGCCGAGUCAGGUCCUGGUCUGGCAUUCAUCGCAUAUCCAAAGGCGGUCAGUUUGAUGCCAGUGGCGCCAUUGUGGGCAGGACUCUUCUUUUUCAUGCUCCUGCUGCUUGGUCUGGACAGUCAGUUCGUGGGCGUCGAAGGUUUCGUGACGGGCAUCCUGGAUCUGUUCCCCGGCAAAUACGAACACCGCUACAAGAGGGAGAUCGCCGUCGCCCUCUGCUGCUUGCUGUGCUUCAUCAUCGACAUCUCCAUGGUGACGCAGGGAGGAAUGUACGUCUUCCAGUUGUUUGACUACUACUCAGCCAGCGGGAUGACGCUCCUGUGGCAGGCCUUCUGGGAAUGCAUGGUGGUGUCGUGGGUCUACGGCGCCGACCGCUUCAUGGACGACAUCGCGCGUAUGAUUGGCUACAGGCCGCUGCCCUGGAUGAAGUGGUGCUGGUCCUUCAUCACGCCGUGCGUGUGCAUGGGCAUCUUCCUGUUCCAUCUGGUCAACUACAAGGCGCUGACGUACAACAACACGUACGCGUACCCGUGGUGGGGAGAAGUCAUUGGCUGGUGUCUGGCGCUCUCGUCCAUGUUGUGCAUCCCGCUCAGUCUGGCCUACAAACUCUUCCGCGCCAAAGGCUCCUUCGCACAGCGCUGGGCUCGCCUGACCAGCCCGGUGUGGGGGAGCCACCACCUGGAGUACAUGGCGCCCGACGUCAAGCCGCUCAGCUCGCUUUCGCCCACCAGCGAUGACAACAAAGUUAUCAUCUUCGAGAGCGUCAUGUGACACCGAACGUCAGCCUGCUCGCUCACUCGCACUUUAUCACGCUCGUCUUCUUGUCUGACCCGCCAAAUUGAAAACACUGUGAAGCAUCUGGUCCUGCUCCAAAACCAGUACCGGGAACCCCACCUAGCAGUCCAGAAAGAAAAUACCAGCACUGGAAGACAAAAAGAGUGGUCGUACGCGUUGCCUUAUGCUGUUGUCUCAAUGCCAUUCGUUGUUCACCAGCCAAUCAGCAGACUUUUCUUUUGUUGAUGCAAAAAAGGGAUUUUGUUGUUGUUGGUUUAAAGGAGACAUAUGUUCACCCCACACACACACACACACACACACACACAAUGUAAAAGUGUUACUCGGCAUUGAAAGAAAAUUUGUCAAAAUGCCCCUUGAAACUA